Molecule: messenger RNA, 3222 nt
Organism: Octodon degus (degu)
Lineage: Eukaryota; Metazoa; Chordata; Mammalia; Rodentia; Octodontidae
Product: zinc finger protein 14-like
Exons: 4
Coding region: 125-2137 (670 amino acids)
Biological process (GO): regulation of DNA-templated transcription
Molecular function (GO): RNA polymerase II cis-regulatory region sequence-specific DNA binding; DNA-binding transcription factor activity, RNA polymerase II-specific
Source: RefSeq, a predicted model, not a curated record
UGGCGUCGCGGUGUACGGUUUGAGUGCGAUGCUGACAGCUCCCGCUGACUAGACAGCAUUUUGUGAAGUGUCUACUGGCUGCCAGCGGCGUUGGAAGGAUCCUCGGAGACCAUCACCCCACGCAAUGGAGGCAGUGACCCUGGAGGAUGUGCUUAUAAAAUUCACCCUGGAGGAGUGGGCUGUACUGAAUCCAUCCCAGAAGAAGCUCUACAGAGAAGUGAUGUGGGAAACAUUCAUGAAUAUGACUGCUGUAGGAAGGACUUGGGACACCCAGCAAAUUGAAGAAUACAAAAACUGUUCAAGGAACUUAAGAAAUAAAAAGGUAGCAAAAUGCAGUCAAAGCAAAGUUUGUGAUCAACAUGAAGAAGUCUUCCUUUGGGCUUCAGAGGAGACUGUGCACAUGCAACAGGCUGUUCUAAAACCAACUAAGCGCCUUGCGUGUAGAAAGCCCCUGAUCGGACACUUAUCGUUAAACACAGGCACGUUACCUCACACUGGACUGAAGCCACAUGAGUAUGUGGGAUUUGAUGAGAAUCUAAAUAAUUGCAGUGAGCCUGGAAAAAGCUUCAGUGAUUUCCAGUCAUUUCAGAAGCAUGCAAGGACAGAGCCUGGAGAGAAACCCUAUCAAUAUGAGCAAUGUGGGAAAAACUAUUACAGUCUUGAGGAAAGAACUCAGCCUGGAGUGGAGACAUUUGUAUACAAGCAAAGAGUGAAAGGCUCCAGCACGCCCAGUGGUAUUAAAAACCAUGGAAGAAUUCACACUGGGAAUGAACUGUAUGUAUGUAGGCAAUGUGACAAAGAGUUUGCAAUUAAGUCUGCAUUUCUUAGACAUAAACAAACCCAUACAGGUAAGAAAGCCUAUAUGUGUAAGCAAUGUGGGAAGGAAUUCACUACACAGUAUUAUUGUAAACUACAUGAAAGAAGCCACACUGGGGAGAAACUCUAUCCAUGUCAACAAUGUGGGAAAGCAUUCACUACACUGAGUUACUGUAAAAUACAUGAAAGAAUCCACACUGGUGAGAAACCAUAUAUAUGUGAGAAAUGUGGAAAAGCAUUUAGUACACACAUGUACUAUAAAAUACAUGAAAAAAUACACACUGGGGAGAAACCCUAUGUAUGUAAACAAUGUGGAAAAGUAUUUGCUGCUAAGUCUACACUUUGUAGACAUAGACAGACCCACACAGGUGAGAAAGCGUACGUAUGCAAGCAAUGUGGAAAAGCAUUCACUACUGGAAGUGCUUGUAAAAUACAUGAAAGAAGUCACACUGGUGAGAAAUCCUCUAUAUGUAAUCAGUGUGGAAAAGUAUUUGCUAAUGAGUCUGCGCUUUGUAGUCAUAAACGAACCCACACAGGUGAGAAAUUGUACAUAUGCAAGCAAUGUGGGAAAGCAUUCACUACUCCAAGUCAUUGUAAAAUACAUGAAAGAAGUCACACUGGGGAGAAACCUUAUGUAUGUGAGAAAUGUGGAAAAGGAUUUACCACCCGGGGUUAUUGUAAAAUACAUGAAAGAAGCCACACUGGGGAGAAACCCUAUGCAUGUAAGCAAUGUGGGAAAGCAUUCACUGCCUUGGGUGUUUGUAAAAUACAUGAAAGAAGUCACACUGGGGAGAAACCUUAUGUAUGUGAGCAUUGUGGAAAAGCGUUCACCACACGGGGUUAUUGUAAAAUGCAUAAAAAAAGUCACACUGGGGAGAAACCCUAUGUAUGUAAGCAGUGCGGGAAAGCAUUCACUAUCAUGAGUGUUUGUAAAACACAUGAAAGGAGUCACAAUGGGGAGAAACCGUAUGUGUGUGAGAAAUGUGGGAAGGCAUUUACCACCCCUGGUUAUUGUAAAAUACAUGAAAAAGGCCACACUGGGGAGAAACCUUAUGUAUGUAAGCAGUGUGGGAAAGCAUUCACUGUCAUGGGUGUUUGUAAAACACAUGAACGAACUCACAGUGUGGAGAGACCGUAUGCAUGUGAGAAAUGUGGAAAAGCAUUCCGUAAUCUGAGUUAUUGUAAAGUACAUGAAAGGAGCCACACGGGGGAGAAACCCUAUGCAUGUAAGCAGUGUGGGAAAGCAUUCACUACACGGAGUUACUGUAAAAUACAUGAAAGAAAUCACAGUGGCAAUAAACCAUGUGUAUAUGAAAAGUAGAAAAUUGUUCACUACACUGAGUUAUUAUACAGUGCAUGAAAGAAGCCACAAUGAGGAUACACUAUGUAUGUAAACAAUAUGGAAAAGCAGCCCACAGACUACUUGUGUAAUCCAUGAAGGAUCUCAUACUGCGAUAAAUCCUAUAUAUGUAACCAAUAUGGGAAAGAAUUUGCUAUACAGAAUUAUUGUCAAAUACAUGAAAGAGUUCCUGCUGUGGAGAAAAUUUUGUGUGCAAGCAGUAUGGGAAGUGAUUCAGUACACGAAAUGUUACAAAAGACCUGAAAGAACUCAUAGUGGGAGAAACCUUUUGUAUGAAACGUGGGAAGGUUUACUAUGUACAAAUAUCGUCCAAGUCUUGAAGUCACAGGUGAGUAAUCCUACACUAGUAAAAUACUUAGAAAAUUUUUUUUUGUUCAGUUCUAAUGUGCCUCGAUCUCAUACUGAUUUGGAAACCUUUGUACAUAAUCUAUGUGGGCAAAAUAUUCAAAGAUUAGUUUUAAUCAACUACAUGAAGUCACACGUGAAAAUCUGUAUAGUUCAGCUUACUGCAGAAAUUUCAUCAUGUAAACACAUGUGUAAAUUAAUGAAAUUUUUGAUGUCCAUAUUCUUCCAUAAAUUUUCCAGAAAAUAUACUCUCAGAUGGAGAUAGCCUAGAAUGUUUCUUUGCUGUGUUCUUUAGGCACUCACUUGUAUAUACAUAUCUAAAGUGUGGAUCUGUUUUCUUUAUUAUAAAAACAUUACUGUAAUAUGUUUUUUUGGAAGCCAUUGAGUUUAAACACUAUACUAUGUUCUAAUUAAACUAGGUGAAUUGAAAUGUGUUUCUCACUUCCAAGUGGGGUUACUCUGUCAUUUUCAUUGUUUUUUUGCUAUUGGGAAUUAUAGCCUUCUAAACAUACCUUUGAUUCAUUGUUUUUUGAAUGGAUGGAGUUUUUGGACUAGUUUUGAUUUUGAUUUUCUUUAUGUACAUAGUUUAUAUUUUAUGUAAAGUUAAAGUCAAAUUUUUGGAAUUUGAUGUUACAUAUGUAUACACAUUUAGAGACAUGUAAACGUGUUUUUGAAAAGUUCAUUUGUUUUCACAACUUGGA